AUGUCUACGCAAAUAUUCCUUCCCUCCGAGAAGUUGUGUGCCGACAGCACCAGAGAGCAGGAAUGGCUUAUUGACGAGGUGAUACGGCCGCAAUUGCCCAACAUCAAGGAAAACCUCUCGUCCUGUAUGGCCAAAAUCAGUGAAAACAACGACGAGGAGUUCAAGUUCCCGUUGUCGUCACACAACUCUGAGACGCUCAAGGGCGUAAUCAGCCGCUCCAAUUUCCGAGUCACAGGGCUCAGCGUGUCCAUCCGGUCAAAAAACAUCGGCCGUGCGCUGCACUUGCGGCUCAAGGACAACUCGACACUGAUACUGCGCCAAUUACUGGAUUGUCACGAUCUAAUUUACAACGCUAUCAACACCAUUGGCAAAAUACAGACGCUCCAAGAAACACAGCCUGCUGUGCUGCUAAAAAUACUGUCAACGCUUCACCGCCAAAUCCAGCUCGCCAAGAAAUCCCUGCUCUUCCCCACAGAGGCAUACAUGUUCCCCAGGUACAGGCUGCCGCACCAGCUGUUUGAGCCGGAGCUCCCCGAAAACGUGGCCCUGGACCUGGUCAUCAGCAACAGCGACCUCUCGAUCGACCUCAAGGUAAUCAAGCCGAUCACGCAUCGGCCGUGGGACCUGAUCAUCGACGUGCCGAACCGCGUCUCGUUUGCAGACCAUGUGCGCGCCAAGAUCUCGCAGGACAGAACACGGUCCAUCUCCACGAUCCUAGCCGUCCUGCUCCACGGUGUUGAAGAUGUCAAGCAAAUACCUCGAAGAAAGCAUCACGUACAUGGACAACAGCGACAGUCCGGUCGUCGUGACGAUCCAGGAGACGUGCGACGUGGUGACGAGCGACCCGAUGCUUCUCUCGAUCACCAUCAAGCUGGAUAG
This is a messenger RNA of Ogataea angusta, 879 nucleotides long. RefSeq lists its product as uncharacterized. Gene Ontology annotation, cellular component: RAVE complex. The record is from RefSeq and is a predicted model, not a curated record. Bases 1 to 879 code for a protein of 292 amino acids. NCBI's taxonomy places the organism in Eukaryota, Fungi, Ascomycota, Pichiomycetes, Pichiales, Pichiaceae. The transcript has 2 exons.